Messenger RNA from Cuscuta europaea, 1226 nucleotides. Lineage: Eukaryota; Viridiplantae; Streptophyta; Magnoliopsida; Solanales; Convolvulaceae. The record is from the annotation of a GenBank genome assembly.
AUCGGAUUCAAGUUAGCCUACCCAAUAGUGUCAUACCCCAGCUGAUGUUACUUUCACAGCUUAUCCACUGAAUUCCAUCUCGUUUUUCUCAUAAUUGCCCAACCGUUAAUUUAUUUGCUGAAAAACGCACGGUAAAACGGUUAGGAUCAAUGGUGAGAGCUCGGUUGUUGGUGUUUCCGAUCAGAGGCAGGAAUUGGUGCUUCAGCCGCUCAGUUGACCCGUCCGCAUGCAAAGCACAAGCGGCCAACACUCCAUCGACGCUCAAUGAGCUCUGGAACAGGAUCUCCAAGCCCACGGACAAGCCUUAUGGGUCUAAGCUUGAACUUCUAAUCGAUUUCGCCACGAAUAAGAUGAGCAACCAGUGGAGCAAUUUGGAAAAGGCACCUGCUGGAAGUUUUAAGAGCAAAAUUCACGGGUUAGGGUUGCGGCUUUUGUCUACUGUUAAACCUUCUGAGAUCUUCUUAAAGUCCAUUUCGAAGGAGGUCGAUAAAGUAGAAAUCACAUAUCCAUCUAGUUUAAAUGACCGACUAGUUCGUCGAAGGCUAAGACACAUUGCCUUCCGGGGAGCGGUUAUUCACAAGAAGUACUUGUAUGGAUCAACUGUUUUGCUUCCAUUGACAUCGGUCUUCAUGGUGCUACCCUUGCCUAACAUUCCUUUCUUUUGGAUCUUGUUCCGUACCUACUCUCACUGGAGAGCUUUGAAGGGAAGUGAAAAUCUUCUCCAAUUAGUUACAGAUUAUGCUGGAAAACAACAUUCCAAUGAAAACACAGCGCUUGAGACAAGAAUUAAGAAAGCUGAUUCAAAUGAAAACUGCAAUGCCCUAAGCUCUUCAUGGGUUUUAAUCCCGUCGGAGGAACUCCAGAAACUUCUUAACCAAAGUAAUACAACAGAUGGUCUAAGUGAAAGCACACUAUCUGCAAUAUGCCAAAGAUAUAAUUUGAACUUGAUUGAUGUUGUUAAGUACCGGAGUUCACUUUAGGUUGGAUGUGUUUCUAUUGAUAGCGGCUCUAGGUUUCAUAUCGGUUUUCUGAGUACACCUUGUUGUCUCUUUAGAUGUUUUUGGCUGAGAGCUCAAAGAAGAACAAUGCAUUUCUUACAAAUAAUGCUUUUUGCAGUUAGCAUCAGGUCAUUGGCUCCAGCAAGUUUAUCUGUUUGUGUUCAACAGAUUCAAUAGUUGCUUUUUGCGAAUGGCUUAACUCCUAAUAAUUGAUAGCAGUUUGGUAAU